This is a messenger RNA of Rattus rattus (black rat), 162 nucleotides long. RefSeq names its product keratin-associated protein 20-2-like. Lineage: Eukaryota; Metazoa; Chordata; Mammalia; Rodentia; Muridae. The transcript has a single exon. Bases 1 to 162 code for a protein of 53 amino acids. The record is from RefSeq and is a predicted model, not a curated record.
AUGUGUUACUAUGGAGGAUACUAUGGAGGUCUCGGCUAUGGCUAUGGUGGCUUAGGCUGUGGCUAUGGUGGCUAUGGUGGCUAUGGUGGCUAUGGUGGCUAUGGUUAUGGCUGCUGCCGCCCACUGUGCUGUAGAAGAUACUGGUCCUAUGGCUUCUAUUGA